Messenger RNA from Cydia amplana, 1911 nucleotides. RefSeq names its product protein vein (gene vn). Gene Ontology annotation, cellular component: plasma membrane; axon. Gene Ontology annotation, biological process: dendrite self-avoidance; homophilic cell-cell adhesion; axon guidance. Gene Ontology annotation, molecular function: cell-cell adhesion mediator activity. The transcript has 5 exons. The record is from RefSeq and is a predicted model, not a curated record. Bases 80 to 1024 code for a protein of 314 amino acids. NCBI's taxonomy places the organism in Eukaryota, Metazoa, Arthropoda, Insecta, Lepidoptera, Tortricidae.
CGAGUGAUUCAGCCGCAGUCGCGAGCCGCCCGCCGAGAGGCACACACGCGUCCAGUGGACGAGUUGCGGCGAUGGCGCGAUGAAUUGCGCUCGCGCGGCGUACUGGGCCCUCCUCUGCCUCGCCGCUAGCGCCCUAGCCGCGCCAAGACGCCUCUACUGCGAGCGCGCCGACGUCGCCUGGCGGGCCUACCGUGCGCCCGCGGCCUUUGAGGCUCGCAUCCAGUCCUUGUCCAAAGACGCAGCGACCAUCCAGAUCAAGCGCGUGCUCAGGCAGCAAGGACACUGGCCACGGGAGGAUUCUAUCUUACGACUGAAACUCCCGCCUCAGGACCCUCGCGAGUGCACGGGGCGGUUCGAAGUCCCUUUGAAAAAUAGAAGAAACUACAUAGUCUUUGCCGAAAGACACGGACACCAGGCUGUGGCGCUAGGCCCGCCGCUGAAGAGGACUGGGAAACUGCUGCGGAGGAUCAGGGCAGUCUACAAGCCGGGAUACAGUAGUCCAGCAAGAGUUGAACCAAUGCAAUCGGUGCGCACGACACGCGGGAGCCGUGUGCGGCUCGAGUGCAGGGCGAGCGCGCGCCCGCCGCCUCGCAUCACAUGGUAUAAAGACGGCCGGCCCGUCGCCGAUAUCGCGCUCAGGAGAUUCCGGGUGCAGAACUUUAGGAGGCGCUCCGUGCUAGUAAUAAGGCACGCUCGGCGCGAAGACACGGCCACCUACGAGUGCAGAGCCCAGGGUGCCGUGGGGCCGCCGGCCGUGGCCGCGGCUAACGUCAGCGUCAUGCUGCCUGUCACGGCGACGCCAGACACGACGACAUUGGGAGCACCAUGUCCAAUGCCUGACCCGUCUUCGUACUGCCUCAAUGGAGGCACUUGCCUAUACUUUCAGCUUGUACAAGAACAAGCUUGCAAAUGCCCUGAAGGUUUCAACGGCCAGCGCUGCGAAAACAAGGAUAUAACAAAUAGCAGUAGUAUGUAUCAUUCCUAUACGUGCAAACUGGGCCUCUCCACGUCCUACUACUGUUAGCUGUUACUACACAACUCCGCAAUGACUUUGACCUGCGGAAUUUAGCUAGCUUGCGUAGGAGAGCUAAAAUCCGUGAGUUUAAAGUAUCCAUAUAAGUAUAAAACUUUCCGCUUCAUGGUCUUACAUGCGAUUGUGAUUCUGCAGAAAAUGGUUUGAAAAGCUUGAGGUCGGUUGAGAAGAAUGUGUUGCGCGUGAGAACAAAACUAAAAUUUUUGGAGAGACUUUGCUUUCGAGUACAGUUUAUGUUAACUUAUAAACAUGUAGCAUGAGCGGACCUUUUGUACUUAUUUAUUUUGUGGCAUAACCCACCUCGUUCCAAUUUAUAUUAUAUUUGCUCGCGAUGUACAUUCGCAGCAUUCGAAUGUUGGACUGUAAAUUAGUUAUCUUGACUAUCUUAUGUCUAUAUUAAGUUUUUUUAUAGAAUAGGCGCUGGUAUUUUGUCACUCAAUCUACGAAAUCCACUUUUUUUAGACACAUUUCUAAAUUUCGAAAUAAAAAACAGAUUAUUAUCAGAGUCUGUGUGCGAUUUAUUACGAUAACUGAAGUGAUUUAUUUGUGAAUUACAAAGUAGCUAAAUAAAAACGAAUAGUUAAAAAUAUAAAAUAAUACAUACAUUUUAUGGUGUAAGUAUAAGGGGGCCAGCUGUUUGCAAGGCUAUUUUUACCGUAAACUUCUAUUUUUAGCGUCUACCUGCUGAAAUUACUCGGCAAACUCUUGUUUCUCACAUUAUUGAGGAGAAAACAUGAUGUUCCAACAACAGGGCGAUGAUUGCCCAAAUUUUGCAUUUAGCUGUGUUUUUCGUCGUUUACAAGUAGCUAUAUUUUUUUAAUAUAAUAUGUAUAUGGCUGGCCCAGUGAGAUUGUUAACUUAAGAUUUUACAAACACAU